This is a messenger RNA of Dictyostelium purpureum, 600 nucleotides long. RefSeq lists its product as uncharacterized. Gene Ontology annotation, cellular component: late endosome; phagocytic vesicle; lysosome. Gene Ontology annotation, biological process: phagosome-lysosome fusion. The transcript has 3 exons. Gene Ontology annotation, molecular function: GTPase activity; GTP binding. The record is from RefSeq and is a predicted model, not a curated record. The coding region runs from base 1 to 600 and encodes 199 amino acids. Lineage: Eukaryota; Evosea; Eumycetozoa; Dictyosteliales; Dictyosteliaceae.
AUGACUGGCAGAAGAGUUAUAAAAAUAGUAAUUAUAGGAGAAAAAAGCGUUGGUAAAACUAGUAUAUUAAAAAGAUAUGUAGAUCAAAGAUUUAUAACAUUAAAACCAACCAUUGGUAUUGACUUUGUAAAUAAAGAUGUAAUGGUUAACGAUCAAAUGGUAACACUUCAACUUUGGGAUACAUCAGGACAAGAACGUUUUAGAUCACUCGAAGUUUCUUAUUAUAGAGGUGCAGAUUGUUGUAUAUUAGUAUUUGAUGUUACUAGUGAAAAAUCACUUCACGAUUUAAAGCUUUGGAGAGACGAUUUUAUAGAGAAAACUGGUGUACAGGAUGCUGACAAUUUCCCAUUUGUAGUUUUAGGUAAUAAAGUGGAUGACCCAAAUAGAAAAAUUAAAGAAAAACAGGCUCAACAGUGGUGCGAAACAAAUAUUGGUGGUAAAUUCAUUUAUUUUGAUACCUCUGCAAAGGAUAAUAUAAAUAUAGAACAAGUUUUUAAACAUAUUUCUCAUUUUUCGAAUUUUCAAUCAAUACCAAAAACACCACCUGAGGAAUUAAUUAAUAUAACAGCUCAAGAUGAAAAUAAAAGCUCGUGUUGUUAA